CGUAUAGCACUCCGAAAGAGUUACAAAGUUUAGAGUUAUGGAAGAAUUUGUUAAAACAGAAAUAAAGUCCAUCAUGGCCGAAGGUGCGUUCGGUAUUAAUUGUAACUUAGUGUCGUUUCACGUGUAUAAUGAUAUAAUUGAAAAAAAAGAUUGGAAGUACAAAGCAAUAUUUGGGGUGAUUGUAACAUCAGACGAAAUACAUUACUCCGUUUUUAUCAAGUUAAAGAAUUGCGAUAAAAUGAGUGUCGAUGGACCGUUGGCAAAUGAUGUAAAUGCUCUUUCUUUAUCACGGUUUUUUUAUGGUCGCAACAAAGGCGGUGAAUUUGCGGAAAAGGAUUUAAUUGUUUUCGAAAAUGUUAAUACCUUAGGCUAUCGUUUUACAGAAGAGCAAAUCUUCCUGGACUACGAUCAUUUAAUAAUUGCACUUCAGGCUAUUGCAAAGUGAGUUGAUUUAAUUUUAGACAAUAAUAAAUAUUAGAUGUAAAUACAAUUAAUCAGAUGAUUGACUAUAUGGAGCAUAAAAUUUACAAUAUGAUAAAAAUCACCGAAACAAAACAUGCAUAGUUCAUAAGUACAUAAUAUAUUGGUUGAAAAGACAACAAAAAUUAUAGCUGUCCAUCACACUGAAAUAAAAUCAUAAAGAAACCAUUAAAUUGUAAAAUAUAGAAUAGAAUACUUGGAAAACUAUGGAUUCAUACCUUUAUCGCCAACCUAACCUGACCGUGACGUGUGCCUGUUAUCGAUUGGCCGAUUUAAUUUCACGUAACCACGAUCWACCACUGUAAAUUUUCAAAGUCAUGAACAUCUCAACUUUAAGUUACGACUAUAUUGAACUGAAAAAUAACAGGUCAAUAUUAACCUAGACCUAAG
Diuraphis noxia (Russian wheat aphid) is the source of this 870-nucleotide messenger RNA. RefSeq lists its product as uncharacterized. NCBI's taxonomy places the organism in Eukaryota, Metazoa, Arthropoda, Insecta, Hemiptera, Aphididae. The record is from RefSeq and is a predicted model, not a curated record.